CUGAUCUUGCAUCUUGCUGGGUAGUUAUGACCCUUGUUCGAGAUGCCAUCCACGCUCAUCUUGGGCGCUUCACGCUGAUAAGCAUCUGCAGCAGGUCUUGGCUUCGAUGCUAAGCCAAACACAGAAACGGUCUUCUCCACCAGCGCCAUGUGGUAAUUGCUCCAUACUCCUCGGAUGCCUCGGUCGCCUUCCGGGCCGUCGGCCACUUGGCCACCCGGAGAUAGUGGUCGCUGAUAAAUCACCCAUUUUUUUUAGGGCCUCAGGUCAAUAUUUCCUCUUCUGUCCCUGUUGUCCCGAAGCAAUAAUCAAAGAUGACGCCCUUGAACGAGCCCGUGAAACUCCCCUGCGGAUUGGUCUUUCCCAACCGCCUUGUCAAGGCGGCGAUGGCCGAGUCCCUGGCAGGGUCGGGGAAUGCCCCAACGCCCACGUUUCUGGAGGCAUACAACCAAUGGGGCCAAGGAGGUUGGGGUGGUCUUCUCACAGGAAAUGUGCAAGUGGACGUGGAUCAUCUGGGAACCCCUCUAGACGCUGCCAUGCACGGUGAAUACUCAGGCAAGGAGAAUAACGAAGCCUUGGUUGGACUCUGGAGUCAAUAUGCCACCGCCUGUCAGCGGCAUGGAACCCCGUCUAUCGUGCAGCUCUGCCAUCCCGGCCGCCAGUCUCUCCGGGUUGCUGGUCGUAGAGGUGUCUUCGCUCCGACAAUUGCACCUAGCGCCAUUCCCCUGCAGCUGGGAGACAGUAUGGUGCAGCGGCUGCUCAGCUGGCUCGUCUUCCCUCCGCCCCGGGAGAUGACCCAGGGUGAUAUCGAGAAAGUCACUCGUCAGUUCGUUGACGCGUCCCGUCUGAUGGCCGACAGCGGGUUCUCGGGAGUUGAGCUGCACGGUGCGCAUGGCUACCUGCUCGAUCAAUUUCUCAACCCUAAGUCAAACAAACGGACAGAUGCGUACGGCGGCUCUGCAGAAAACAGAGCCAAGUUCGUGGUUGACAUCAUCCACGCGAUCCGAAAGGUCGUGCCUGAAACAUUUGCUAUCGGAAUCAAGCUCAACUCUGCCGACCACAGCUCCGACUCCUUCGAAGACACCAUGACCCAGAUCGGACUUCUCAUGGAAGCGGGAAUCGACUUCCUCGAAGUCAGCGGCGGCAGCUACGAGAACCCGACAAUGAUGGGACCCGAGAAGAGCGCGCGCACCGUCGCUCGCGAGGCCUUCUUCAUCGAGUUUGCCACCGAAGCCCGCAAGCGAUUCCCGGGCCUCGUGCUCAUGCUGUCUGGCGGAUUCCGGACGCGCGCUGGCGCCGAGUCAGCCAUUAAGCAGAAUGCGUGCGACAUCAUCGGCAUUGGGCGUCCGGCUGCCGUUAAUCCCAAACUGCCUCUGGUGUUUCUGGACGAGAAGGUGUCGGAUGAGGAGGCUCAGAUGGUGUUGAACCGGGUGCCGGUGCCGUCCUUCUUGCGGCUUAUCCCGUUGAAUGUCGGUGCUGGUUUGGAAACGAAAUACUAUGCCGACCAGAUUAAGAGAUUCGCUAUGGGUCUGAAGACAUUUGUUCCCGGGAUCUGAGAAGAAAGGGACAUGCACAUAUUGGUAAAUAGCGUCGUCGCUUGAAUCGGUGCCAUUGUCAUCUAGACAUUUGCCUGUUGUACCUACCUACAUUGACUUCUAUGCUGUAUAUGACAAUAUUUUCAGAGAUUCGAGGAGAAGUUAAUAUGGGAACUGAGAG
Molecule: messenger RNA, 1713 nt
Organism: Aspergillus heteromorphus CBS 117.55
Lineage: Eukaryota; Fungi; Ascomycota; Eurotiomycetes; Eurotiales; Aspergillaceae
Product: FMN binding oxidoreductase
Exons: 7
Coding region: 312-1553 (413 amino acids)
Molecular function (GO): FMN binding; oxidoreductase activity
Source: RefSeq, a predicted model, not a curated record